CUGCAGUGCAUACAUGCAUCUCACCAAAUGUCAGAGCUGAACUCAUCGCUGCACUGAUCACAUCACAUACCAAUCAGUGGUGAGGGAGGUGCAACGGCAUUUAAAAAGAGGGUUCGUUUGAUAAAUAUUCAACAUUUCCACCUGACUGCAGAUCACUGCUGAACACAGAGCAGUCAUCGACAGUUACCUUUGACCAAAAUGAAGAACUUAAUUCAGUUCAUCCUCAUCCCCGUUGCUGUGCUCAUGUCAACAACAGGAGCUGAGGAGGUGAAAUAUGUUGAGGUGGGACACACGGUUACACUUCCAGUAACUGAGGAACAAAGUUACAUGUACUGGUACUUUGGGGAAGGAGAUGGCCUUCAGCUUGCCUGGAUCAAUCCCUUCGGUGGAACCUCGAUUCUUAGCAGUAAAGAAGGUCCUGAGGGCAUAUGGAAGGACAAGUUGUCCUUGUCUCCCAAAGAACUGACAAUUAAAAAUAUCCAAAAAGGAAACUUUGGGACUUUCAUCUGUAAAGUGAUAAAUAACAAAAAACCUACUACAGUCAUCACAUAUAAAGUCUUCGAACUCAAAGUCUCCAUUUUCCCAGCCUCUCCUCUAGUGCUUGGAGAAGAUUUGAAUCUAGCCUGUGAAGUACAGGCUCCUCGGGGUCAAAACCCCCGGAUAUCCUGGCUAAACCCCCAGGAAACAGAAGAUACGAACAGCGUCAGAAGCGGAACAAUCAACAAGAAGGUCACAAACCAAGACAAUGGCUUGUGGACCUGUGUAGUGAAUAAUAAGGAAAACAGGGCUGAAACUUCUGUUAUAGUUAUCGACCUCGAACCAGCUCCUUUACGUCAUCAGUAUACCUCUACAUCCUCGUCUCUCACCAUCCCCUGUUACUUUCCUACUCGCAUCUCCUGGGAACAAAUCAAAACCAAGGGCAUCAAAGAAGUUCAAUGGGACUUCUCCCCUAAACUCUCAUCAAGUAAAGAGUCAAGUAAAGGAAAGAGGCUCUUCUCCCUCUCUGUGGAGAAUAUAACCUGGAUGGGGGACCAGGGCAGAGGACUGACUCACGUACCAACCCUCAAAAAAGGAAAUCUGUCUUUGACCACAAAUCGAGCAGAAAAAGAUGACGGAGGAGCCUACACGUGUAGCAUUGAAUUCAAAAAUGAUAUGAGACUGACUAGGACUAUAAACGUUGAGGUGCUUGAAAUCAUCUCCUCUCCAGGAAUAGAGUUAAUUUCUGGCCAGCAGCUCAACCUGAACUGCACCACUGGACAUGCGCUUCCCUCCGACAUACGAGUGAAAUGGAUCCCACCUAAAUCAUCCGUGCACUCUCUGGGAUCUGACCAUCACCCAGCCAAUCUCACCAUCCCGGAAGUGGGUUUAAGCGAUCGCGGAAAUUGGAAGUGUGAGCUGUGGCAGAACAAUAUACUGCUGACGUAUGCUGUGAUAAAACUGAAUAUCGAAUUCAAGCUGAGUGUGUGGAUGGUCGUGACCAUAUGUGGCACCGCAGUCAUCGUAAUCCUCAUCUGCAUCCUUGCUUUGAUCCUCCACCGACACAGACAACGGAAGAUGAGAUUCCCCAGGUAUCGACUCUGCCAGUGCAAAAAUCCCAAGCCAAAAGGAUUUUACAGAACAUGAUGUCUUCCAGAACCAAGAAAGAUGUUCUCAAGAGGACAUCGCAAACAAUUGAAUUUCUGUCCAGAUAAGACAGAUUUUUUUUGUCUUAGUCAUUGUUGAAACAUCAUAUACGACAUGCAUCUUACAGUUGUACAUAUCAGCCAGCUCAGAUUCUUUCCAACACAUUGUUAUAUCUGUAAUAUAAUCCAAAUAGGGACUGAUGUUCCAUUUAAUUAGCAUUUUAACUUGUUUAUAAUUAUUACAGUGCUUGAUUUAAUUCAUAUCGUUUUAGAUUAACCUUUUGUAGAUUUAUUGGCAUGUAAUGUAUAUAUUUCUAUGGUAUUACAUUGGUAGGCUUGGUUACUUGCUUCUAUGACUAUUCUCACAUCUAUUAUUUGUAUAGACAUGAUGAUACUUUAUUACUUAAAAUGAAAGCCGCAUCUUUAAGAAGUAAAAACAUUCCCUACUGUCCUGUCAUUAAUGUACCAUUAUGUUUUCUCAAUAAAGUUUCUUUUUUUUUUUUUUUGGUGGUGGGGGGGGGGGGGGGGGGGGGAUUGUGCCUUUAUUGUAGUGACUGUGAAAAAAUGACAGGAAUUGAAGGGAGAGAGUGAUGAUGUGACAUGCAGCAAUGGUCUGAACUUGAUUCAAACUGCAGAUGGUUAUAUGGCAUGCAUCUUAACCAGAAGGCUACCUGAGCACCUAAGUAUCUUUAAUAAAUGAGUGGUGGGCUCAGUGAAGCUGCUUGUCAUCCAUCUGACAGAUUUUAGGAUACUCAAAGGAUGUUGGAUGUUAUUGUAGCUGUUUUUUCAUUGUACAUCAUUCACACAGAUGAAAACAUUUUAACGUUUUAAUUACGGUCACAAAUUGUAUUACUAUCGAUACCUGGUCCAACCUUGUACAAGUUGUUAAUGAGAUAUUACUUCAUGUGAGUUACUCAAGGGACGCUAUAUCACUGUUCAUAGGAAAGUCCUGCUUCUGUAAGAUUUUUGGAAGAAAGUGACUUUGUUUCCCAUUUUGUUAAUUAUGAUUUCCCUUUGCGCUCCAAGUUACAUUUACUUGAUAUAUUUCCUAAAGUAUGUAACUUAAGUUAUGUGAAGAAAAAGAUGGGAUAUUUUGGUUAUCUGCACAGCAAAUAUACAAUUCCAAAGCAUCUCUGUCAAGCACACUGUCCACAGAAAUAUUUAUAUUUGCAUUCAAGUGAAAAUCCAACGACUUUGAAAAGAUGUGGACAACAAGUUAUGGACUUCCUUGGCAGACUUCUUAAUGCUGGAAUUUUAUCUAUCUUAAAGUAUAAUAUAUCAAAUAUAUUGUGACUUAAGUAAGUUUGGACAAACUGGACAGCAUCAGUAGUUUUCUUUUCUC
This is a messenger RNA of Scomber scombrus (Atlantic mackerel), 2964 nucleotides long. RefSeq lists its product as uncharacterized. Gene Ontology annotation, molecular function: protein tyrosine kinase binding; MHC class II protein binding. Bases 199 to 1623 code for a protein of 474 amino acids. NCBI's taxonomy places the organism in Eukaryota, Metazoa, Chordata, Actinopteri, Scombriformes, Scombridae. The record is from RefSeq and is a predicted model, not a curated record. Gene Ontology annotation, cellular component: external side of plasma membrane; membrane raft. Gene Ontology annotation, biological process: interleukin-15-mediated signaling pathway; T cell activation; positive regulation of ERK1 and ERK2 cascade. The transcript is spliced from 11 exons.